GUUGCCAGCCAACGCUCAACGCUGCGCCACGGGCAAACGGGAAACAAUUCAGCUUUAGGCAAGAGAAAAACUCAAACGGAGGUAGAAAACAAAAUCCGAUCCGGAUAAGAUCUUUCGAUGUAAACCCCAGUCCUCAAUAAGAAACACCAGCAACUAUUCUGUGAUAAGCAAAGUUAAGUGGGAGACAACUGAAGCUGUGAUAAACUCCCGGACAACUAACUACUCCUAUAGUGCCCAGCCACAUAUGUGACAUCGAUCAACAUGCAGCCAGUGCAACAGAUGCAGUGCGACCCAAUGUUUAGUAGUAUUGUUAGAAGAGAUUUUAAUGAUAGUGGAAUUGCCGAUGGCAAGUUCCGCACCAUUUCGACUUCGUCUUGCGCUACGAACAUGUCGAAUGAGUCCUACCGCAUCUCUCUCGGCGUAGGGCCUCUGUGGUGGUCCGAUGUCCCUGUCCACCACAGAACAGAUCACGAUAGGGCAUCGCUCUUAACGGGCUACAGCCGUAAGUCUUCGGUCGACUCGGCUGGUGGCAGCUUGUACGAGGCCAGUUCCCGGUCUUCAUCGCCCUCCUCUUCGUCAGAAUGCUCUGAUUCGGAGUCGCACAACGAUAUCCAUUCGUUGUGCUCGGACGAUGAUUGCCAGGAGGUGCUGCGCCAGAUCUUGCAACAUGACCAGCCGGUGCAGAUUUCCAUCAAGCUGCAUGUGACCGAAGACCAGUAUACGAAUUGGAUAUCGAUUUUGAACCCAGUAAACAACAUUCUAUAUGUCGCCUUCCCCAAGGAUCUACCGCCAGCUGGCUCCAAGGAGACCUUCCUCUCCUUGCUAGAGUUUGCCGAGGAUAAGCUUGAGGUGGACGGCAUUGUAAUGGCCAUGCGCAAAGACCAUCCGGAGCGCACACGUUUAAUUGAGGCGUUUUUGUUUAUGGGUUUUGAGCCAAUGUCUAGAAAGGCACCACAGGCCCCACCAUCGGCCAUUAAUGACAAAGAUAACUACUAUUUUCUCUACACCAUCGAGGGGUAGGUCUACGGCGCGAGAAACGAUUUCCGAAGCAAAGCAUAACCUUUAUAUUAUUACAACACCAAUUUAUCCACAAACUGCAAUAUAAGUGGCAGCAUCUGCAGAUAUUACACCACGCCACCCCACCCAGCAUCAUACAUACCACCUGACAUAUUGUUUCCAAUGUGUUCAACUCAAUGAAAGCAAAUUAUUUUUUUUAAACCUUGGUGUAUAUGUUAUCGAAAAUCGUUUUUUAACACGUUUUUAGAGCGGCCCGGACCUAAUUAUUGUGGUAGUCGUUUUAUAAUUCCCACUACUAAUCUAUUUUCCAACGCCACGUUAAGAGCAAGCUUAAAUUGUCCUAAACUAUUACAUACAACUAUAACCAAAAUAUAAAACCCAUAAAAAUGUAAAAAAAAA
Molecule: messenger RNA, 1416 nt
Organism: Drosophila guanche
Lineage: Eukaryota; Metazoa; Arthropoda; Insecta; Diptera; Drosophilidae
Gene: Oda
Product: ornithine decarboxylase antizyme
Biological process (GO): positive regulation of protein catabolic process
Cellular component (GO): nucleus; cytoplasm
Molecular function (GO): ornithine decarboxylase inhibitor activity
Source: RefSeq, a predicted model, not a curated record